Molecule: messenger RNA, 1728 nt
Organism: Dendrobium catenatum
Lineage: Eukaryota; Viridiplantae; Streptophyta; Magnoliopsida; Asparagales; Orchidaceae
Exons: 14
Coding region: 193-1713 (506 amino acids)
Source: RefSeq, a predicted model, not a curated record
CGUGUCUAUGGGUUGCUUGUUCGUUCCCCAAUAUUUCUGAUCUCCGUUUCCAUCGCUCUGGCCGCGCGCGCGUAAAAGGCCGAUCGAGCAAAGAUUUUUUGUGAGGUGAGCCUUGAAAUUUUAUUGAUCUAAAUCAAGCAAAAUUGGGGAGUUUUAGUUGAUUCGGCCGGUGCUUUAACGAAGAGGGAAUAGAUGGAAAUAGAGAUGGAUCCGAGAGUGAAGCUACUGCCCUUCAAAGUCAAGGCAAUGUCGAGGGAGUCCCCGGCCGCGAAGGGUGCAAACGUCCUUGACCCCGAUUUACGCACGCAUUGGUCCACUGGAACCAACACCAAGGAGUGGAUCCUCCUGGAGCUUGAAGAAUCUUGCCUCUUGUCAAAUGUACGGAUCUACAAUAAAUCAGUUCUUGAAUGGGAAAUAACAGUUGGGUUGCGGUACAAGCAGCCUGAAGCUUUUGUGAAGGUUCGCCCACGGUGUGAAGCUCCCAAACGUGAUAUGAGUUAUCCUACAAACUACACACCAUGCCGUUACGUCCGUUUAUCUUGUUUGCGUGGGAACCCUAUAGCAGUAUUUUUUAUCCAGCUUAUUGGCGUAUCCGUGAAAGGACUGGAACCAGAGCUCCAACCUGUUAUUAAUUAUUUGCUACCACAUAUUUUAUCACACAAACAGGAUGCUCAUGAUAUACAUCUCCAGUUGCUUCAAGAUAUAGCUGUUCGGCUGCUCAUUUUUCUUCCACAUCUUGAGACAGAGCUUAGUACUUUCACAGACGCUUCUGAUUCUAACAUUCGAUUUUUGGCAAUGCUUGCUGGCCCAUUUUAUCCUAUCCUGCAAAUUAUGAAUGAGAGGGAAGCUGUGAAGGGAUCUGUUAUUUCUUCCGAUCCUGAAAUUUCUAGAAACAAUCAACCAUCUACUAUCACUGUGUCCUCAAAUUUUGAGGUUCAGCCAAGAAGAUCACGCAAUCAAUCAAUUUUUAUUCAGGCUGGUUCAUGUUCCAUAGCAUUUCGCCCUGAUGCUGCUAUCUUACUGUUAAGAAGAGCAUUCAAGGAUACAGAUCUUGGAAUUGUUUGCCGAACAGCUGCAAGAGCUCUGCAAAAGAUUGUUGGUCUGAUUAUACCCCUAGGGCAACCUACACCGAUCAGUGACUCUUCCAUUUCUGAUGAAACCGCUUUAAUGCUAAAUCCUGCACAUACUGCUGAUUAUUCGAACUUGUUUGGAGAAGAAUUUAAAGUACCUAAUGAGAGUUGGAAUGUUGAUCUUGUGAAUGUGCUGGAUAUUGCUUUAGUUGAAGAAGGCAUUCUCCAUGUUCUCUAUGCUUGUGCAUCACAUCCUCCGCUCUGCUGCAAGUUGGCUGAGAGUAACAUUGAGUUUUGGUCGAUUUUGCCACUUAUACAAGCUUUGCUCCCAGCCCUGCGCCCUCCUGCAAGUAGUCUAGAACGAAUGGAUGAGUCCUUUGGGCAGUGGAAGCAUGCUUCUGUUGAGCAAGCUCUUUCACAGAUUGUGCUAAUGUCGUCAUCAACAUACCUUCCUCUCCUUCAUGUUUGUGCGGGAUAUUUGUCCUCCUAUUGUUCAUCACAUGCAAAGACAGCUUGUGUGCUUAUUGAUCUCUGUGCUGGGUUGUUCUCACCAUGGAUAUCAACAAUUACAGCAAAGGUGGAUUUGGCAAUUGAGCUUAUGGAGGGCCUCUUGGGUAUAAUCCAGGUGUUCCAUUUUUAUUAAUUUUCUUAUCGCUAG